GUGGAAGCGGCCCCGGCUGCCGGCACGUGCCCGGCUCUGCGGCUCCGGCCGGUACCGGUACCGGUACCGGCACGCGCAGUUCCUCCCUCCGCCCCGCCGCUCCCAGCUCGGCCCCGCAGAGCGGCUCGGAGGAUGCCGGUACAGCUGGAGCUGCCGAUUCACAUCUCCGGAAUAAAAGCGGCCGCAGCCUCGAGCUCCCUCCCGGACCCAGAGCCGCUCACCUCCCUUCCUGAAGCAGGACUGCGCUCUCCAUCCCAGUUUGUGUCGUGUCCUGCAGCGCGGGGCCCAUCUUCCGAACUGCUGCACGGCUGUUACCGCAUCAGCGUUGUAAAAGUGAGCACGGAAGCUGUUUUUCAUCUUUCUAUCCACUGUUUUUCGCAGAUCCUCUCCUCGCGCUGCAGCCCCAGGACGGCUCACACACACACCGUGUGUUUUAGAAACACGGGGUCAGACAGCGAGCUGCGGAUGGUUCUGAGUACACCUCAUAACAAUACGAGUUAACUAUGAUGAUUCCUAUUGCCAAAGGCAGGAAAAGAGAGAGUCAUUAGGUUUUAUUCCUGAGACUUUGUCUCAGGCUGUAUUUAAACACACAUUUGGCUGUAUUUAAACACACAUCUCCAUCUUCCAAAGAUUCCAGUAAAGCAGAAUGUCCCACAGUUGCUGCAGGAUUCCUCAGGGGCGUUCCCAGUUCAUUCAUAAGAGCACGGAACUUUCAAAGGCACAAACUACUGCUUCAUUUGAAACACCACCAGAAGGCUGAAUCUUGAAAAAAUCCAUCAUCAGUGUGAUCACAGUGAGGUUAUAUUUUUCUCCCAUUUAAUUCUUCCCACAAACCUGUUAGAUAUGUACAUACAGGCUCACGUCUUUGCUUUCACUGCAGUGUUGUGGUCAUAGUUGUGCCUAGAUGUUACAGUCCCUCUCCAUGCAGCAGUCAGUGCAUUGUGAUUAAGGGAAGUGUUCCCAGUCACCGCUCGCAGCCUCCUGCUCAGCACCGAGCUCAGAGCCAGCUCUUGGUUACUCCCAAUGAUCACAGCAAAAGGCACAGCUUUAAGUGUAGCUUAGAUAAUCAUUUACCUGCACACUGCCUUGCUUCAUUUUAAUUCUAUGUAGCAUUCCUGCUGCAGACAAGCACCCAGGUAACGAACCACUCCUGAAUUGAUCUGGUCAGAGAACUGAAAAGUGAAAAAAGCCCAAAGCCCUUUGUUGGCUCCAAACCUGGGGCUGAUCGGCUCCAGGAGGGGCAGCAGGGACAGGACAGGUGCCAGGGGCCCACACCAGGUGAGCUCGCACACAGGUGCCACCGGGUGCAGGUAGGGUCACCCAGCCCAGCCCAAGCUCUGUACUGCCCUCCCCUGCACUGUGAGUACUCCCAGCAGCUCGGCACUGCUGGCUCUGAGGGAUUCCCAGCACACAGAGCCCUCUGAAAGCUUCUUUUCUGCACGGCCAAUAACCCAGGGGGCAGCCAAGCCUGGCCCUGUCACAGCCUGUCCAAUCAGACAGCUGGGAAGUGGAGCACUCAUUGAAUUACACGUUCCCUUGUUGCCUUACUUCUCCACUAUCAAGUGACACAGAGGAUGGACUGAAUCGCCCUGCAGACUGUUCCAUUUGCAGCACAGUUAGAGGAGCUGCAGGGGGAUGGGGAGGAACUCACCCUCCCGGCACCUCCCAGUGAUGGACACCACACCAGCCCCCUGCUGAGAGUGCAGCCCCCCCCCACCACCAUGCCCCCCCCACAGAAGAAAAUCCUCUUCUGCCUGGCUGGGGUGUUCAGCUUUGUGUGCGCCCUGGGAACCACAGCAGCCAUCGGCACACAGCUGUGGGUGAAGGGAACCAUCCUCUGCAAGACGGGUGCGCUGCUGGUCAACGCCACCGGGCCGGAGCUGGAGAAGUUCAUCGGGGAGAUCCAGUACGGGCUCUUCCAUGGCGAGCGAGUGAGGCAGUGCGGGCUCGGCGGGAGGCCCUUCCAGUUCUCAUUUUUUCCAGACCUGCUCAAGAUCAUCCCUGCGAGCAUCCACGUCAGCAUCAUUCUCUUCUGCACGGUGCUGAUCAUCUUCACGCUGGUGGCAAUGGGCUUUUUCCUGUACAACGCCUUUGGCAGCCCCUACGAAACACUGCAUGGCCCCGUGGGGCUGUACCUGUGGAGCUUCAUUGCCUGUUCCUGCGGCUGCCUCAUCAUGAUCCUCUUCUCCUCCGAGGUGAAGAUCCACCACCUCUCAGAGAAAAUCGCUAACUUUAAGGAGAAAAGUUUCACAUUUAAGACCCACAGUGAACGGUUUGCAGACUCCUUCUGGAUCAUCCUGGCCUGCUCCCUGGUGCACUUCCUCAACGCGCUGCUGAUACGCCUGGCCGGGUUCGAGUUCCCCUUUUCUAAACCCAAGGACACAGAAACAGCCACUGGUGCCGCAGACCUGAUGUAUUAAAGUCACACGGCAUGAGGACAGAGGUGUUCAUCACUGCUACCUUCAGCAGCCACCACCUGCACCAGCUUUUAAAGAAGUUAACAACAAGAGAAGGUUUCAGAUAACUGUUGGUGUGACAGAUAGUAAAUAAAAGAUAACACGCUAGAUGAUAAACCCAGAUCACAAUACCCUUUCUCUCUUGGAUUAAAGCCUUAAUGAGGCAUCUGCUUCUCUUUCCUCCAGA
This is a messenger RNA of Coturnix japonica (Japanese quail), 2643 nucleotides long. RefSeq names its product clarin 1 (gene CLRN1). The record is from RefSeq and is a predicted model, not a curated record. Gene Ontology annotation, biological process: sensory perception of sound; equilibrioception. NCBI's taxonomy places the organism in Eukaryota, Metazoa, Chordata, Aves, Galliformes, Phasianidae.